AUGCCUACAACAACUUCGCUUGCAUUGAUGCAUCUGACAAACCCUUUAAUUUGUCCAAGCAAGCCCAGCUGUCGAUUGCCUCGACCUCCACUUCCAUCCAAUUAUACCAACGGAUUCGUCUCAUUUGGCCAACGUCAAGCCUGUACUGGUUGGGGACUAUGUCCUGGGGCUGUGCCAACUGGACAUUGGAAUCCAGCAAUAGCAUCUGGAAAUUGGAUACUUAGAGCGGCAUUAAACAAAGCUGUUGCAACGGCCUGGUGGGUUGGGCCUCGCGGUCUGUCUGGAGAGUCAGCAAUAAACUUUAAGUCCAAGCAAUCGACCAGACCUCAACAACAACAGCCGUUAAAACAGACAGGUUCGACUAAAACGAAUAGUGUAAAUGAAAUUUACAGGUAA
This is a messenger RNA of Protopolystoma xenopodis, 396 nucleotides long. Lineage: Eukaryota; Metazoa; Platyhelminthes; Monogenea; Polystomatidea; Polystomatidae. The record is from the annotation of a GenBank genome assembly.